Dalotia coriaria is the source of this 2543-nucleotide messenger RNA. RefSeq names its product sorting nexin-2-like. Gene Ontology annotation, biological process: early endosome to Golgi transport. Gene Ontology annotation, molecular function: phosphatidylinositol binding. Bases 273 to 1715 code for a protein of 480 amino acids. NCBI's taxonomy places the organism in Eukaryota, Metazoa, Arthropoda, Insecta, Coleoptera, Staphylinidae. The record is from RefSeq and is a predicted model, not a curated record. The transcript is spliced from 5 exons. Gene Ontology annotation, cellular component: endosome; endosome membrane.
UGAAGAAAUUAUAACCUAUAUGAUCUGUGACAGUGACUGUCGGUAAAUUUCUCGCUCGUUGUACGAAGUUGGUUGGAGGUCAGCUGUGCGGCAUUAAGUUGUCGAACGUCGAAGUUGUCGUCGUUGGUGCUGUCAACCGUCAGCGGCGUCAGCGGCGAAGCGACCGAUAGACAGCAAGCCAUUUGAUAAGCGAUAAAGCCGACAGUCAUCGGUUGACUGAGUAACGCAUAAACACGUCGGUAGAGUGUAAGUGAAGUCGCAAACUCGUGAACAUGGCCGAUUCCAUGGAACCACCCCCUUUGUUCGAAAACAUCGACAUCAAGCAUCAUGAUGACGACGAUGACGACCUGUUUGCGUCGGCGGUGCAGUCUCUACCUCCAGUAAAAAAUGAAGUGCACCUGGAAAAUGACAAUCAUCAAGACCUGCUGAAUGGUGACUCUGAUCUACAUGAAGAUAUGGGAAAAGUUCACUUGAAUGAUAGAGCUGAGAUGGAAACAGUGCCAAUUAAUGUUCAUUCAGUCACAACUCCAACUCUGGAAGAGGUGGAGGCAGAGGGUGGUGACCAAUUCAUUGAAAUCACCAUCACUGAGCCACAGAAGGUAGGCGACGGCAUGGGCGCUUACAUGGCAUAUCGCAUUUCGACCAAGACCAACAUGACGUUCUUCAAACGACGCGAGUUUGCUGUGAUGAGGCGCUUCAGCGAUUUUCUAGGCUUGCAUGACAAACUGACUGAGAAGUAUUUGAAAGUCGGCAGGAUUAUUCCGCCUGCGCCUGAGAAGAGCGUUAUUGGUAAUGCUAAGAUGAAGAUGGGUCAGGCUGAACAGGCGACCAAUGGGAACGAGUUUAUCGAACGUCGCCGCUCUUCAUUAGAGCGCUAUCUGCGUAGGACAUGUCAGCAUCCGGUAUUGCUGGUAGAUCCUGAUUUUAGGGAGUUUUUGGAAUCGGACGCAGAGUUGCCGAAGGCGACAAGUACAUCUGCGUUAAGCGGAGCGGGUGUUAUGCGUUUCAUCAACAAAGUUGGUGAAACUGUUAAUAAAAUUACUUAUAAAAUGGAUGAAACCGACCCGUGGUUCGAAGAUAAGCUUGCGCAUGUAGAAGCUUUAGAAAUGCAACUUAAGAAAUUACAUACUAAUGUUGAGGCGAUGGUGUCAUAUCGUCGUGAAUUGGCCAAUUUGACAAAUGGUGUUGCACGUUCGGCUGCACUUUUGAGCGCGUGUGAAGAUCACAAUUCUCUAUCAAGAGCGCUCUCGCAACUUGCGGAUACAGAGGAGAAGGUGGAAGCUUUACAUAUAGAGCAAGCCAACACCGACUUUUUCAUUCUUUGCGAAAUGCUUAAAGAUUAUUUAGGUUUAUUGGGCGCUGUGCGUGAUGCAUUUCACGAACGCACCAAGCUCUUCCAGCUCUGGCAGCAUUCGCAGCAGAUGCUGACGCGAAAACGCGAAGCCAAAACUAAACUAGAACUGCAAGGACGUAGUGACAAGUUGGACCAAGCAGGCGUGGAAGUUAUUGAAUGGGAAGCGAAGGUUGAACGCGGACAGGAAGCAUUUGACCGUAUCUCGAAAAUGAUUAAAUCUGAGAUGGAACGCUUUGAAAAGUGUCGCAUUCAGGACUUUAAAGCGACAUUCAUUAAGUAUUUAGAGAAUCAUAUGGAACACCAAGCUCAGUUGGUGAAAUACUGGGAUGCAUUUUUACCCGAAGCCAAAGCAAUUGCCUGACUAGACGAGUUAGAAAACGAAUAGCAGGGUCGACAUUCCAACUUCAAGUUCCCGCUGUUUUCGAACUGAAGCUACCAGUUAAAAAGUAUAUAAUUUAAUACAUAAAAAAUCAAAUAUGGAGACAAGGUAUUGUAUAAACUUGCAGUAAGACAGACAUUGUCAACAUACAACAAAAAAAUACAAAUGUGUAAAGAAUGUGCAAUCACCGACAAUAUUUUCCGUCGCUAAAUGUUUGCUCUAGGAGACGAUGAAAUGAGAACUUGAAUGCGCUGCCGCCCGGCAUAAAAUUCUCUAUCUAGUUGUUAAGUAUGUAUAAUUAAUUGAAUUGAUUACUAUUACUAUAUUAUUAUUAUUAUUAUUACGUGGCUCAAUCCAUUCUUACAGAGUUUAUUGUAUUUUUUUACUCGUGUUCUUUUAUGUAUCUCUCGCGCUUGCAUCCUAGCGCGUCUUGUGUUUGUCUGUUACUUUUUGUCGAGUAGAGUUUUCCAGCACACAUGAACGAAAAAUGUGAUACGCAUUCAUUAUCUUGUUAAUUUUUAUAAAUUAGUAAUUCGAGUCAGAGCGCCACUUUGGUUGCAUGUCAUGGACAGAUAAGAAUCAAGAAAUCAUCCCAACAAACGUGUAUAUAUCAUGCUUUUGUUUAUACAAUCGAAGAUUAUAUGUGAGCAUAUAUCAUUGUAUUGAAUUUCAAAGACAAGGAUUAUAUGAUAUAUCUCUAUCUAACUAUGAAAUAAGAAUAGCUUCUAGGUGCAUGCAUUGCAAAUAUGUCUCUAUAGAUAUGUACUGUGCUUCUCUUGAAACUAUUAAAAAUCGUAUUUAUACAAUGAA